Molecule: messenger RNA, 1329 nt
Organism: Daucus carota subsp. sativus
Lineage: Eukaryota; Viridiplantae; Streptophyta; Magnoliopsida; Apiales; Apiaceae
Product: probable WRKY transcription factor 65
Exons: 3
Coding region: 206-1069 (287 amino acids)
Biological process (GO): regulation of DNA-templated transcription
Cellular component (GO): nucleus
Molecular function (GO): DNA-binding transcription factor activity; transcription cis-regulatory region binding
Source: RefSeq, a predicted model, not a curated record
UUGCGCAUCUGUCAGCGUUAGGUUCCGUAUUAUUAAAAUCAUCUCCUAGACUUUCACCACCUUCCUCUUUCUUGUUUUCUCAUCUCUCUCUUCUCCUAACCUCUCUUCAUUAUUCUCACCCUUGAGAAGAUCGAAACCAUAUUAUUAUCAUGACAUAAAGCCAUCAUACUAUAAGAAUUUGAUCCGUUAAAUUGCCAAUUGUUUUAUGGAGGGCAGAAUCAAUCAGCUUGUCAGCGACCAGGAAGACUAUGAAAAUUCACCGGAGAAUAGCGGAGAUUUGCUGCCUUCUGGAACGUUAAGUGAUCAUAGCAAGAUGACCUCUACCACAUCACCAAGAAAAAGUAGGAGAGCUAUGCAUAAGAGAGUGGUAUCAGUACCAAUCAGAGAAGUUGAUGGGUCCAGGCUCAAAGGGGAGAUUACCAGCACUCCUCCAUCUGAUUCUUGGGCUUGGAGAAAGUACGGUCAAAAGCCCAUCAAAGGCUCUCCUUACCCCAGGGGUUAUUAUCGGUGUAGUAGCUCGAAAGGCUGUCCGGCAAGAAAACAAGUCGAAAGAAGCCGAGCAGAUCCCACCAUGCUAAUGGUGACCUAUUCUUCUGAGCACAACCAUCCCUGGCCGGCCUCAAAAAAUAAUCCAAACCGAACCCGAAACCAAAACCAAAACGAAGAAAAUAAUCCUCCUCCAUCUACAGCAACAACAUCACCAACUGCCGUAACUGUCAGCAUUUCGUCACCAAAUUUCACCACUUCAAAUUCCGACGACGAUCAAAUCCCCACAAUAUUUGCCAUCGAUGAAGAAUUCACUAAUCUCGACCCCUCGUUCAGUUCAGAAUUUUCAUGGUUCUCAAAUUUCGAAACAACUUCUUCCAAUGUGCUAGAAAAUCCAAUUUUAACUAAUAAUCAUGGACUUGGAGAAGCGGACAUUGCUACAAUUUUUUCCACGGAGGAUGAAGAUUCGUUAUACGCCGAUCUGGAGGAGCUGCCGGGAUGUUCAUUAGUGUUCCGGAGAGGGGUGGCGGAGGAGGGCCGGCGGCGUAGCUUGACGCCGUUAUGUAGGACCACGGCGGGGUAGCUGAAUGUGGACAGGACGUACUUGUCGCCGCCAUAUUUGUCUUUAUUUGCUUACUUUUACUACAGAGUAUCUUUCGCCUUAAGACAAGAGAUAAGGAUAUAGAAAUAAAUUUUAUAACCCAAAUUUGCAUAGAUUUUAGUGGUUAGAUUUAUUAAGAUAUCAUUGUAAAUAGGUGCAAUGUGUCCGUUAUUCACAAUGUGUUUUGUUCUCUGAUGAAUAACGUUUGGAAACUUUUAAAGGGUAUGGGUUUUUUAUUAUUA